ACGCAAAGUUGUGGGGUCCCAGCCAGAGAGUUUGCUCCUUGGUCUUCAAAGGGUUAAAAGGAAGGAAAUGGCUUCCUAGAGAGAAAGGAAAUGAGGAGGAGUCCUCCAGUGCAAAGGGCCAUGCCCAUCGUGGGAAUCCUGCUUGGAGGGAAGCCGGAGGUUGAGACACCCGGAGGGAGCGAAGAGCCGAUCGUGGGCUGGAGCCGGUGCCUAAAUCAGGAGCUGGACGUUUCUCUAAACUCUGCCCGGCCGCCUUCUGCGGACCGGCCUUUGUCCUCCUGCCCGCUCCGGGGGGAUCUGGAUCUAUUGACCUUGGAAAAGGUAGGUGUCUGUUUCACUGAGGAGGAGUGGGCCCUGCUGGAUCACACGUGAAAGGACCCUGCUCAGCAAAGUCAUGGAAGAACAUUGUGGAAUCGUGGCCCACUUGCGUGAGGAUCCUUCUUGUCCCGGGAGAUGAAAGAUCCAGAUGUGUAGAAGGGGGAAAGCAGAGAACAAAAACUGUUGCAAGCCAGAACAGGAAGGGAAAAUCCUUUUUCUCACGAAGUGGUGAUGUCUCUGAAAUCCGAAUCCAAGAGAAAACAGACAAAGAAAAGGUGUAAGUGCCCUUUGUGUGGGGGCAGCUUCAUCUGUAAAUCAAGCCUUGAAAUCCAUAACAGAAGUCACACGGGAACGAAAUUGUUUAAAUGUUUCAAGUGUAGUAAGAGCUUUUCUACUAAUUCAUACCUUAAGGAAUACAUCAGAAUUCGUACAGGGCAGACAUCAUAUAAAUGCUCAGAGUGUGGAAAGAACUUUAGUAGAAAAAAACCUUUUAUUUUGCACCAAAGAAUUCACACAGAGAAGAAACAAUAUACAUGCGUAGAAUGUGGAAAAAGCUUUCCUCAGAAAGAGUUCCUCAUCAUGCAUCAAUUGAAUCAUACAGAGGAGAAAAUGUAUAACUGCCUGGAGUGUGGAAAGAGCUUCAAUCAGACUACAGCCCUCAACAGACAUCAAAGAAUUCACACAGUGGAGAAACCAUAUAAAUGCCUGGAGUGUGGAAAGAGCUUCAAUCAGACUACAGCCCUCAACAGACAUCAAAGAACUCACACAGGUGAGAAACCAUAUAAAUGCCUGGAGUGCGGAAAGAGCUUCAGUCAGAGCACACACCUCAUUUACCAUCAAAGAAUCCACACCGGGGAGAAACCACAUAAAUGUUUGGUGUGUAGCAAGACCUUUUGCCACAAAGGAUACCUGAAAGCACACCUAAGGACUCAUACAGGAGAGAAGCCAGUUAAAUGUUCAGAGUGUGAUAAGAGCUUCAGUCAGAGCGCACAACUCAUUUACCAUCAAAGAAUCCACACAGGGGAGAAACCAUAUAACUGUUCUGAGUGUGGAAAGAAUUUUAGUAGGAGAAACAGUUUUCUUUUCCAUCAAAGAACUCACACAGGAGAGAAACCAUAUAAGUGCUUGGAAUGUGGAAAGAGCUUCAGUGUGAAAACAGCUCUCAACAGACAUCAAAGAAUUCACACAGGAGAGAAACCAUAUAUAUGCCUGGAGUGCGGAAAUUUUUUUAAUCAGAGCACACACCUCAUUUACCAUCAAAGAAUCCACACAGGGGAGAAACCAUAUAAAUGUUUGGUGUGCACGAAGAGCUUCUGUCAUAAAGGAAACCUGAAAGCACACCUCAGGAUUCACUCAGGGGAGAAACCAGUUAAAUGUUCAGAGUGUGGUAAGAGCUUCAGUCAGAGCGCACAACUCAUUUACCAUCAAAGAAUCCACACAGGGGAGAAACCAUAUAAAUGCUCAGAGUGUGGAAGAACUUUAGUAGGAGAAACAGUUUUCUUGUGCAUCAAAGAACUCACACAGGGGAGAAACCAUAUAAAUGCUUGGAAUGUGAAAAGAGCUUCAGUCAGAGAUCAGACCUCAACAGACAUCAAAGACUCCACACAGGUGAGAAACCAUAUAUAUGCCUGGAGUGUGGAAAGAGCUUCAGUGAGAAAAAAGUCCUUAACAGACAUGAAAGAAUUCAUACAGGGGAGAAGCCAUGUAAAUGCUUGGAGUGUGGAAAGAGCUUCAGCCAGAAGAUAUAUCUCACUGAUCAUCAAAUAAUUCAUACUGAGGAGAAGCCAUAGAAAUACUUCGGGCAUGGAGCUUUGCUUAGAACAGAAACCGGACAAUGCAUUAAAUAAAUUGCUAAUGGAAAAACUAUAAAAAUGCUCAGGUUGUUGCAUGGUGGCGCCAACUCCCUCCCCCCCACUCCUCAAAUCCUUUUUAUCAGGAACCACGAAAAAAAAUCUCCACACCUCCUUAUGGGCGUUGACAGUGUUAAUUGCUCAAUUCCAGAGGUUGCUCUUUGCCUUGGUGUCAAAUGGCCAUGCUCCUCAUUAUAUCGAAAGGCCCAACCUGUCUGGGAAAUUUGCUUUCCUGCUCAUCUCUGCCCUAGAAAUACAGGAGUAAAAGCAGGGCUGUUCCUCUGUGAAAUUUUGACAUCCCCGAUUUGGAACGCACUGAUAGUUUACAUGUACGUUUUGAGACUUCUCUUUAGGAUGGCCUAGUGUAGGGUUAUCGAGAGAGUAGGUAGGUUUUAUUAUUUUAUAUGCUAUCUGUUUGCUUUCUUCCUCUCCACGUUGUUGUAAUGUGUUUUAAGUCUUUAUUAUUUUGUUAGUCACCUCGAGCAGAUGUGUGUAGAGUUGGUUUUUAUGUA
Rhineura floridana is the source of this 2680-nucleotide messenger RNA. Its product is annotated as zinc finger protein 501-like. The coding region runs from base 550 to 2085 and encodes 511 amino acids. Lineage: Eukaryota; Metazoa; Chordata; Lepidosauria; Squamata; Rhineuridae. Gene Ontology annotation, molecular function: DNA-binding transcription factor activity, RNA polymerase II-specific; RNA polymerase II cis-regulatory region sequence-specific DNA binding. The record is from RefSeq and is a predicted model, not a curated record. The transcript has 3 exons. Gene Ontology annotation, biological process: regulation of transcription by RNA polymerase II.